Messenger RNA from Amborella trichopoda, 2019 nucleotides. RefSeq lists its product as uncharacterized. The record is from RefSeq and is a predicted model, not a curated record. Gene Ontology annotation, molecular function: DNA-binding transcription factor activity. Gene Ontology annotation, biological process: regulation of DNA-templated transcription. Lineage: Eukaryota; Viridiplantae; Streptophyta; Magnoliopsida; Amborellales; Amborellaceae.
GGUUUCCUGGCGUCACACUCUCACUAAAAAAACCUACUCUCCCUUUCUCUCGAACUUAAACACACUUUCUCUCUCUCUCCCUCUACCCUAAAAUCUUCUCUCUCAACGGUUUCUUUUCUUCUCCUGGUUGUUGUUGCUUACCAUGAAGGCCUGAAAAAAUGGUUCACUUUUUGCGGAGUUUGAAAAGGGAAAAAUAGAGGAAGCAAAUCUGAUGGUUGUAUUUGUAAUAAUUUUGAUGAUUUAUCGUCCUUGAACCUUUUUUUUCUCUCAAACUCCAGAGACGCAGUAGGGAUCAGCAUGGUAUCUCAGACCUUUCAUGUCUUUGCUGGUAAAUGGAGAAUUAAUGUUGGUCAAAGUUUGCAUAGGCAUAAACAAAGAAAGGCCAUGUUGGUGGCCCAAUAAGGUUCCAGGACUACAGAGACCAUUUACUUGCCUAUAAUAAUGUCCAACGACAGUGGUGUAGCUCAAAUGGGGAACUGGUCACAUUCUGGAAAACAAUUGAAUCUUCCUCCAAGAAUCCCAUUCCCCAGCAUGGCCCCAGCGUAUUCGAAUUGUGGAUCCAGUCCUUUAACUGGGAAACCAUGCGUACCAAUCUCAAGGAAGGAGUGUAGGCAACACCAACGUACUUCUUCUGAGAGCUUCCUCAUCGAAGAGCAGCCUUCAUGGCUUGAUGACCUUCUUAAUGAACCUGAGACUCCUAUUGGGAAAGGAGCACACAGGCGUUCAUCAAGUGACUCCAUUGCAUAUAUGGACUACCCUGGAACUUUUUCAAAAGGAGUGACUGCUUCCCAAGAAGAUCUUAACUCAAGCAACAUUCAAUCUUUUCCCUUUCAGGGCUUUCUAGAUUAUGACAAUUUUAAGGAUGAAACUCUUUCUUCCUUCUGUUCUGAGAGAAAUUCUUUGAAAGCACCGUACUUAAGGGGAUGGGAGCCAUUAAUGAAUUCAUGCAGAAUGUCAUCCUGUAGGGAUAACAAGAAGUUAGAAAGCCUUGGGAAACCAUUUGAAAGUGCAAGAGUUACUAUGGCAGAAACACAAGGAGAGCGUGAAUCUGGUGAAUGUGAUUCAAGGUUUACUGAAAGCAAAGAAAGCUCUUAUGUCAAUUCAGUUGCAUCUGAAAAAACUCAGAAUGAGUCUUUUGAGAGGAGGGCUGAUUCACACCUGAGACCUGCAUCUGAAGCGGAUCCAAAACGAGCUAAACAGCACUUUGCACAACGGUCGCGAGUUCGAAAGCUUCAAUAUAUUGCUGAGCUAGAGCGUAAUGUGAGCACCCUUCAGGCUGAAGAAUCAGAAAUGUCAGCUGAGAUUUCAUUCCUUAAUCAGCAACUUAUUAUAUUGAGCCUAGAGAACAAGGCCCUCAAGCAGCGAUUAAAUAGCGUUGCCCAUGAGAAGCGACUUAAAGAUGCCCAGUAUGAAUUGUUGACCAAAGAAGUGGAGCGCUUGCGAGGCAUGUAUCGAAAGCAGCAGCAAAUGAAAUCUCAGCAUCAAUGUGGCCGUCCGGGCACAUAUCUCGAGGUGCAACUCAGCAAUUUGUCACUUAACUCUCUGCUGACUCACUCCGAGAAGUGCCCUGAGAAGGAGCCUAAUGGUGCAACAACAAGCAACACCAGGUCGUCGUACUCAUGUAUGAUGUUACAAAACUCAUAGCUCUGCUGCCCCUGCCAAAACUUCUCUCUCAUUUUGGAAUGUAGGUAUCAGGUGUCUAUUUAUUUUUAAUUAUCCAGAAAGAGAGUUCAUUUUCUCAUCCUUUUUUUAUGUAAUUCUUUUCCGAGAUCAAUAGCUUGGCUCGGUUGUGAACAUGUAAUCGCAGCCAACCCUAAACUCGGGGGCAACUUGUCCACGUCCCAUAUGAUGCACGGCAUGGACCAAGAUCAACGCAUAAUGGGAAAAUAUGCAGAUCAAAGGAACGUGUAGAAAACUCUAGGUCUAGCCAUCAACUUAGGCAUGAAAAUAAAUUAUGUGUAAGAUUAUGUUUUAGAAAGGAAAACUUCCCUUAUUAAUGAGAUGUUAUUCAUUGUUGAA